Messenger RNA from Sorghum bicolor (sorghum), 781 nucleotides. RefSeq lists its product as uncharacterized. Bases 93 to 533 code for a protein of 146 amino acids. The record is from RefSeq and is a predicted model, not a curated record. The transcript has 2 exons. Lineage: Eukaryota; Viridiplantae; Streptophyta; Magnoliopsida; Poales; Poaceae.
CAUCCGUGACCAGUGACCCCGCGGCGGCGGCGGUGUGUAGCACCCGUGAGAGGCGACGGGAGCGAGGUAGAGGGAGCAAGGCGGACGCGGCAAUGGCAGGCUCCAAGCGCGGCCACAACAGUCGCUACCAAGCUCGCAAUGAGCGGGGUCAGUUCGCCGUCAAAAUCGAGGUGUACUACAUCUCCUCGGAUGAUGAUGUCGCUCCGGCAGGGACUCCUUCGGCCGGUGCCAACCGCGUCAGAGAAGUUGUGCCAUCCAAGUUCAAGAAGACCAGAACAACUCCUCCUGUGAAGGGUGGCAAAGGGAAAGGGCAGGCGUCAACCGUGGUGAAGAAGAAGGGUAACCCCACGAAGAAGACCAGCAAGCCAUCACCUUUCGAGAGUGAUACGUCGUCUUAUGAUUUCUACACCGACUCAAGCGAUGACAGCUCUGAUGACCUGGCCGACUUAUUUGAGAAGGCAAUGGGGGACAUUGACAGGAGGAUGGAUAAGUUGUACCGUACUGUGAAGAAGAGGUUUUUCCCAAAUGACUAGAGUGCAUUGUGAAGGCCAACAUCUCCAGCUAGUGCAUGCAUGGUGUAGUAUACAUAAAUGCAGAUAGUGCAAUCUGGUCCAUGCUAAGCUAGGCUAUGUUGGUUUAUGGUGAUGCAGAUUGUGCAUUCUCUUUUGCUGUAGUUCCUAGUGCAUGGUGAUGCAAAUCUAAUGUAGUGUUUGGCAACUCAGUUGCCUUGAGACUUCUCGAUCCGGUGCUAAUGUAGUGUUUGGCAACUGAGUUGCCUAAG